Zasmidium cellare ATCC 36951 is the source of this 1848-nucleotide messenger RNA. RefSeq lists its product as uncharacterized. Gene Ontology annotation, molecular function: DNA binding. Gene Ontology annotation, cellular component: nucleus. Bases 1 to 1848 code for a protein of 615 amino acids. Gene Ontology annotation, biological process: DNA repair; DNA recombination; DNA replication. Lineage: Eukaryota; Fungi; Ascomycota; Dothideomycetes; Mycosphaerellales; Mycosphaerellaceae. The record is from RefSeq and is a predicted model, not a curated record. The transcript is spliced from 3 exons.
AUGGGAGACCCCUUCAACGCCAUCAGUCACGGCGCUCUGCGUAGCAUCACUGGGGGCCAACAUGUCGACAGCCCCAUCCUGCAGUGCGUUCAGAUCAAGCCCAUGGCUCAAGGGCAAAAUGGGACAGAGCGAUGGCGAGUGGUCUUCAACGAUACCGUCAACUUCAUCCAGGGCAUGAUUGCACAGCAAUCAAACUACCUCAUCAACGAGAACCGCCUGAAGAAGGGUAGCAUUUGCCGCCUCACCCAAUACACCGCAAACUUCGUCAAAGACAAGCACAUCCUGAUCAUCGUCGAGCUGGACGUAUUGGAAGAGUAUGGAGAGCCGGACAAGCUUGGUCAGCCGGUGGCGCUCGAAAGCCCAAAGCCAGAAGCCCAGCAAGACGUGAAGCCACAGCCUGGAAACAUCGCAGGAAACAACUUCUACGGCAACAAGCCUCAGCAACAACAGCAGCAGAGAGCUUUGCCAUCACGACCGAACGGUGCUUCGAACAGCGGCAUGCAGGCCAACAUCACACCCAUCGAAGCGAUCUCUCCAUAUACUCACAAGUGGACCAUCAAAGCGCGAUGCACUUCAAAAGGCGAUAUCAAGACUUGGCACAACAAGAACGGAGAGGGCAAGCUGUUCAGUGCCAACUUCCUCGAUGACUCUGGCGAGAUUCGUGCCACCAUGUUCAACGAUGCGGUCGACCAAUGGUACGAAGUCCUGCAAGAAGGCAACGUCUACUACAUUUCCAGCCCGUGCAGAGUCCAGCUCGCCAAGAAGCAGUUCUCCAACCUGAACAACGACUACGAGCUCACAUUUGAGAAGGACACACAAGUUGAGAAGGCCGAAGACAAUGACGGAGUUCCGCAAGUGCGUUAUAACUUCACCACUAUUGCCGCGCUCCAGAAUAUCGAGAAGGACUCAACUACGGACAUGAUUGGCGUUCUGCAGGACGUGGGUGAGGUCUCUGAGAUCGUCUCCAAGACUACCUCCAAGCCGUACAGCAAGCGUGAACUCACGCUCGUGGACGACACCGGCUACAGUGUCCGUCUCACCAUCUGGGGCAAGACUGCAGAGAGCUUUGACGCUCAACCGGAGUCGAUCGUAGCGUUCAAGGGUGUCAAGGUCUCUGACUUUGGUGGUCGAUCCCUUUCUCUUCUCUCAAGUGGCAGCAUGAAUGUCAACCCGGACAUCGAGGAGGCAUACAAACUCAAGGGCUGGUACGACGGCAGUGGUCGCACCGAACAGUUCGCUUCCCACGCCAACACCAUGGCCACUGCCGGCGCAACCUCUGGUGGCAAGAACGAGACCAAGACGAUCAAAUCCGUCCUCGACGAACAGCUAGGCAUGUCAGCCGAGACCGACUGGUUCAGCAUCAAGGCUACAGUCGUCUACAUCAAGUCAGAGAACUUUGCAUACCCAGCCUGCCCAAAGCUAGAUCCUCCCUGCAACAAGAAGGUCAACGAGGAUACGGAUGGCCAGUGGCGUUGUGAGAAAUGCGAGAAGAGCUAUCCCGCACCGUUGUACCGAUAUAUCAUGUCGGUAAACGUGAGCGACCACACCGGCCAGCUGUGGCUGAGCUGCUUCAACGAAGCUGCGGAGAAGAUCAUGGGCGUGCCGGCGAAUGAGAUUAUGGCCAUGAAGGAGGGCGGCGAUGAGAAGAGCGUCAACGAUGCUUUUGGCGAUGCGACUUGCAAGACUAUGAUUUGGCGGUGCAAGGCGAAGAUGGACACCUUCCAGGACCAGCAGAGGGUCCGCUAUCAAGUACAGUACGCCAAUCCCCUCGACUAUUCGCGCGAGGCGAGGAAGCUGGCAGACAUCAUCAAGCAGUACAAGCUGAGCGAUGAGAGCUUGUUUGUCUAG